AAGAAAAGUUUCGAAACAAGAUGCACAGUUCUUUUCGUCCAUCUCCUAGUCAGGCUUCACUGCGACUGCGCGUUCCAUCUGACUUGCUAGCUUCAAGAGUGUGGAAACCCAGGGAAAAUCCCCUGAAGUGCAUUCGGAUGGACGUCACGGGGAUAGACUCCGAGGGCCGUGAAUUCAAGAGCGCGGAGGAGAUGUGGAGGGAAGAGGUUGGGGAUGGCGACCCCCUAAAGAAAUCGCAGUGGUACUCUCAGGGCGUUAGCUAUUGGCAGGGCGUGGAGGCAACGGUGGACGGGGUGCUGGGAGGGUACGAGCACGUGAAUGAGCCUGAUAUACAGGGUAGCGAGGCAUUCUUGAAUGCUCUCUUGUCUGAAAGAUUUCCUGAUGCUGGCAGCGGGAGGCGUCUCGUUACUCUUGAUUGUGGCUCCGGGAUAGGGAGAAUCACCAAGAACCUUCUCAUAAGAUAUUUCAACGAGGUUGAUCUUCUUGAGCCGGUUUCGCACUUUCUGGAGACUGCACGCAGAAAUUUGUCCCCAGAGAACUUGAUGGUCACAGAUGAACAUAAAGCUGCCAAUUUUUUUUGCAUUCCACUUCAGGAAUUCACGCCUGAGCCAGAAAGGUAUGAUGUUAUAUGGAUUCAGUGGUGUAUUGGCCACCUUUCAGAUGAUGACUUUGUAUCGUUCUUCAAAAGAGCGAAGGCUGGUCUCAAACCUGGUGGCCUUUUUGUUCUUAAGGAGAAUAUUGCAAGAAGUGGUUUUGUAUUGGAUAAGGUAGACAAGAGCAUUACAAGAUCGGAUUUGUACUUUAAGCAGCUCUUCGACCAAUGUGAACUGCAUGUUUACAAAACCAAAGAUCAAAAUGGAUUUCCUGAUGAAUUAUUUGCUGUGAAGAUGUACGCAUUGACAUCUGAGGUGCUGCCCAAGAGAGCCCCAGUAAGGAGCACAAGAUCCGCGUCUAAGAAACGUGCCAAUAGACCCGCCAUCAUCAAAUGACACACAGCCAGACACUGGGAAAUCAUUUUAUUCUGGAUUGGCAGAUAAGAAAAUUAUAGAUUGUGGAAAUGUUUGUCGAUUGAUCGUUUGUUUCAUGAGACGUUUGAAGUUAACUCAGAUGAGUUGGAAUACUGUCAUGACUACAAUUAUUCUUGCUACCUUACACUCAGCCAGUAUUUAUAGAAGGUGAAAACAGAGGGUGUAUUUGGUUACUGAUUGGGUUAAGGUUGAUAUUUUGUAAAUAUUUAAUUUAAGAUUGUGUUCAUUCACAUAUUAUUUUUAAUAAUAUUAUAUAUAUAUAUAUAAUGUGCUAUCUCA
Andrographis paniculata is the source of this 1307-nucleotide messenger RNA. RefSeq names its product alpha N-terminal protein methyltransferase 1. The record is from RefSeq and is a predicted model, not a curated record. The transcript has 8 exons. Gene Ontology annotation, cellular component: cytoplasm. Gene Ontology annotation, molecular function: methyltransferase activity. Gene Ontology annotation, biological process: N-terminal protein amino acid methylation. NCBI's taxonomy places the organism in Eukaryota, Viridiplantae, Streptophyta, Magnoliopsida, Lamiales, Acanthaceae. Bases 21 to 989 code for a protein of 322 amino acids.